UUUUUCCCUCGACCUUGGUUUUAUGAGGAAACAUUCGGAUGUAUUGAGCAUACCAGACAGUUCCAUGUCCUUCUCAAACUGGUCGAGAGAGCAGACUAGGCGUUCUAGGUUGAGUUCGUUGGCGAAUUCAAGAGAACACGUUUCUCGACAUGGUCGCCAUUUUGAUAAAGGUGAAACCCCUAGUAGUGGGCACACCAAAGCUCAAACUCACAGUAAGAGUAGAGCGAAGAAAAGGAGACACUCUAGUUCGAGUUCUGGCUCCAGUUCAGAUUCUUCAAGUUCUGACGGUUCUAGGAGUAGCAGUGAUUCUAGAGCUUCUUCUCGUAAGUCACAGAAGUCGGGUUCGGAAUCCUUUAAUUCCAACACCGGAAGUAGAGAAAAAGAAAGUAGCACCUCAAAACCAAAAAGAAGUGUAACGUCAGAAACGAUUGAAGUUUACGAAAGAUUUGACAUUAAUAACGAUGUAAAGGGAGAAAAAUUUGACAAUGAGUUGAAACAGUUUUGUCAGCCAUUCUUUACUAAAUAUUUCAGUGACGAAACCCUGAAAACUAAGAUCUUGGACAAGUAUCCAAUACCCGAUGCAGGUGAUCUUUUCAAAGUGAAAAAAUUAGAUUCUUUUAUCAGUCCUUUACUGGAAAAGAAAAACAAACAGUUUGAUAAAGGAGCUGACAAAGGGGCACAAAAUAUUCAGUCGAGAAUUUACAAAACCUUGGGGCCUCUUUCUAAGUUGUGGGGCAUUCUAGAAGAUCUGCGUGCUGCCUUUGGGGAGUCUCAUGAAGUUGAUAACGUUGACGUGACCCACAUGUGUUCUUUGCUAGAACAGUCUGUUUGUUUGAUUGGCCAAGCAAGUGUAGCAGUUGAUCACCAUCGCAGAGUCAAUGCGACGGUGAAAAUUACAGGAGAUUACAAGAAGGCUAAGGCCAUUUUGGAUGAAAAUGCUGAAGCUUUAGAAACUAGCGGGAGUAAACUGUUUGGUGAUAAAUUUAUAAAGAUCUUAAAAAAGACAGGGAAAAGAAGAAAAGAGGCUAACGAGGUAGUUGAUGCUACCCCUGCGAGAAAUGAGAGUAUAGUGGAAGUGAAAUUUGUAGCCGGAUCAAUAGGUGCAAGCCAGAUUUUCUUGAACUUAAAGAAAAGGCUUGAAUAUGAAAAAGGCAACCAUUUAUUCCAGAUCACUGUUAGAACAGAGGUUGAAGGCCAUCCAGACUCCCAUCAGACAAUGCAGGUCACAAUCAACGUGACAGAUGUCGAUGACAAAAACCCAAGGUUUGACCCUCCACACUACACAGGCUCCAUACCAGAAAAUUUCAUUGCCAUUCUUAGGUCAAUGAUCAAACUGGACAUAGCCAGAUAUUUACCACUCUGUAUCUUGAGAACCCUGGGCUUGAUGGACAUCAAACUUGAUACACUAGCUGGAUUCCCCAGGGGACUAGAUGACCAUUAG
Saccostrea echinata is the source of this 1441-nucleotide messenger RNA. RefSeq lists its product as uncharacterized. The record is from RefSeq and is a predicted model, not a curated record. NCBI's taxonomy places the organism in Eukaryota, Metazoa, Mollusca, Bivalvia, Ostreida, Ostreidae. The coding region runs from base 23 to 1441 and encodes 472 amino acids. Gene Ontology annotation, cellular component: membrane. Gene Ontology annotation, biological process: homophilic cell-cell adhesion. Gene Ontology annotation, molecular function: calcium ion binding. The transcript is spliced from 4 exons.